AUGGCGCUCCUUCGAUACCCGAGCGAGUACAUGGAGAUGACCGACAAUGUGGCUGGUGAAGCUUCGAAGAACUCCAACGCCCAAGGCCGCCUGGCGCAGGACUUGGGCCAUAGACCUGGCAAAUCCGAUGGUGUUGUCUUCCGGGAAGACUCAUACAUCCCCGGCGAUAACAGCAGAUACGACCUCUUUCCGCGAGCCCAGAACCGUCACAAGUCCCUACCGCCGCUACCCUUGGUGUACAUGUCUUCCAGCAACCGGCCAGAGAAGCUCUACGACUACGAUUCGUCUGGCGCAUCAACACCUCGCCCAUCGUCCGAUCCCCCCUAUCACGUCUUUUCGAAAAAUGAAAAAUGGAUGGUUAUUGUGAUCAUCGGGGCCGCUGGCUUAUUCUCUGGUCUUUCGUCGAACAUAUACUUCCCGUCUCUGGACGCUAUUGCUCAGGAUCUGAAAGUUAGCUUGAACAUGGUAUCUCUUACCAUCACAUCGUACCUGAUCAUCCAAGGCAUAUCUCCAUUGCUUUGGGGAUCCAUAUCUGAUGUUCUCGGCCGACGACCCAUUUACAUCGCUUCAUUCGCUGUCUACAUUGUUGCCAACAUUGCUUUGAGUUUCUCUCCCAGCUUUGCAAUCCUGUUGAUCUUCAGGGGCCUUCAGGCAGCAGGAAGUGCUUCGACAGUCAGUAUUGGAAAUGGCGUCAUUCAGGAUAUCUCUCCCUCUUCCGAAAGAGGAGGUUUCAUCAGCUUUUACCAAGCGAUUCGAAAUUUUAGCAUAGCCGUCGGCCCCGUCCUCGGCGGAUUACUAUCCAACUACUUUGGCUUUCGUUCAAUUUUCGUGUUUCUCCUCAUCAUCUCAACCAUCACUCUCGCCGUCAUCAUUACGUUCCUUCCCGAGACUAUGCGCAGUAUUGCCGGCAAUGGUAGUAUUCGACUCGAUGGAAUGUACAGACCCCUCGCCCGAUACAUUCGCGGAGAUCCCGAAUACGUUGAACAGGGCUCGGUGAAGUCUUCGCCGCGAAAGAAGGUAACUUUCAUGACAUUCGUCGAGCCUCUAAGGCUCUUGAUCCAAAAGGACAUUCUUAUCAACCUCGUUUUCGGCGGCAUCAUCUACGCCAUUUGGAGUAUGGUGACAUCCAGUACUACGGGUAUCUUCAAGGAAAGCUUUGGCCUGAACGAGCUCCAAAUCGGACUCUGCUACCUGCCCAAUGGCCUCGGAACUAUUGUUGGAUCAACAAUCGUUGGUAAACUGAUGAACAAGGACUUUGCUGCGGCCGAAGCGGCAUACAAGUCAGCUCGAAACGAGCCAUCCAAGAAGAAGCUAUCAUCGAAGGAUGUGCCGGCAGACUUCCCCAUUGAACGAGCACGGUUACGAAGACUUCCUUGGGCUGUGGUAAUCUUCGUUAUUACAACAGCUGGUUACGGCUUCAGCAUGGCCAACGCUGUCUUCGCUCUGAACCAGACCUUGGUAUCAGACCUCUGCCCAGGCAAGGGCGCGAGUGCCACUGCUAUCAACAAUUUGGUUCGCUGUAGCUUGGGUGCCGUGGGCGUUGCCUUUGUUGAGCAAAUGAUCGCUCUUGCGGGAGUUGGACCGACGUUUCUAGGCUUAGCGCUGAUCACGGUAUCCGUGACGCCGUUAGCUGUGAUUCAUUGGAACUGGGGCCAGCAGUGGAGAGCCGAGAGGAUGAUGGCUAAGGAGGUGGCAGAUGAGGAGAAUGCCAAAAGCAAGAACUGA
This is a messenger RNA of Colletotrichum aenigma, 1725 nucleotides long. It is a transcript of the gene ITP1-3, whose product is annotated as Itaconate transport protein. Gene Ontology annotation, biological process: transmembrane transport. Lineage: Eukaryota; Fungi; Ascomycota; Sordariomycetes; Glomerellales; Glomerellaceae. The record is from RefSeq and is a predicted model, not a curated record. The transcript has 6 exons. Bases 1 to 1725 code for a protein of 574 amino acids. Gene Ontology annotation, molecular function: transmembrane transporter activity.